Babesia sp. Xinjiang is the source of this 1260-nucleotide messenger RNA. RefSeq lists its product as uncharacterized. The record is from RefSeq and is a predicted model, not a curated record. Lineage: Eukaryota; Apicomplexa; Aconoidasida; Piroplasmida; Babesiidae. The transcript has a single exon. Bases 1 to 1260 code for a protein of 419 amino acids. Gene Ontology annotation, molecular function: protein binding.
AUGGAAGGUCAAGCAUCGGACGAGCAUAUCGACUUCAACGAAGAGUGGCUUGACUGCCUUCGAGCAAACGAACUUGGUGAAGCGGUGGAUUUGCUCAAACAAAGGCUAGUCACAAACCUUAACGUAUUAGACAUCAAUGGAAAUGGAGCACUCCAUUACUGUUGUGCUAAUAAUCUUACGGAAGCGAUGGCGUUCUUGCUAAAAGAAUGCAAACUAGACUAUUGCUCACCGAACAGAAGUGGUAACACACCGUUACAGUGGGCCGUCCAGACCAAUAGUACCGACGCUGUGAAGCAGUUACUGCUACAUGACUACAACGUUCACAAAGAGGAAUAUGAAAUGCAGGAGGGGUCGGAAUAUUACAGCACUUUGGAACCAGUGGAGGUUAGGGACGAAUUCAAAUUGGAUGAAGAUACCAAGCGUUAUUACAAUAUUUUGGAAUACGCAGUAACAUACCCUGAAAAUAGCAGAAUCAGCAUUGUGACACCAAAUAAGUUCGGAAAAACUAUACUUGCCGAUGCGUUUAAUGCAAAGGAUCAGAAUAUACUACACGCAUUAUUGGAACAUCCCGCGGCAUCAGUGCUCGACCAGCCACCAGACACAACGGAGCCAGAAGUGCCUGUAGAACGUGUAGUGGUCAACGGUGUAAAUGGUGUUGUUCACUCGUUCCAAUUCGGAGCUGAAGCCGAGGGAAAUGGGCAACCAGUUGUUAAAGCAAGGGAGUUAGAGAUCAAGAAUGAUCAGAUUUUAAAUGCUAAUACUGCUGAAAUGGAUCACACAGGUGAAGUUAUCUGGGAAACUGACCUCGUAGCUGCCCAGUGGUUAAGUUCCUUAGCCCGUCAUGGUAAAUUCCAAGGUAAAAGUGUUAUACAGUUGGGAUCUGGUUGUGGCUUAUCUGCAAUAGCAAUGUACAUCAAUGCCUCGGUUUGUGGAAAGACCCCGAAAUCGCUGAUGUUCACCGAUGUAUGCGAAUGGACUAUCGCUAACCUAAGGUUCAAUGUAGAACUAAAUAACCUCAAUGCAAUAGACGGGGUCGACAUACGCUCGUUGGACUGGACAAAACAACACACAUGGCCAAGGGAUAUGAACGGCGCUAUACAGACAUUCGAUAUCGUAAUAGGAAGUGACCUUGUGUAUGAUGCCAAACUCGUUUCACCACUCACGGUGGUGGUACAGGCACUGUUAGACAAACAAUAUGGAGAACUGUUCUAUGCCUUUAGACAAGCUAGGCAAGGAUCGGACCUCUUCCCUGAAGCGUAA